Clonostachys rhizophaga is the source of this 1281-nucleotide messenger RNA. The record is from the annotation of a GenBank genome assembly. NCBI's taxonomy places the organism in Eukaryota, Fungi, Ascomycota, Sordariomycetes, Hypocreales, Bionectriaceae.
AUGAAGGCGUUCUUGGAGCGCGCAAAACGCAAACGGACCCCUGAGCCGGACGAGGAUACCGGGGAUGGCGACGAGCCCACGGAGGUCAAGCUGGCGAUGCUGGCAUCUCUGCAUCCUGGAUUAGAACAAGAGGUUCUCCUGGAUGUUCUUCUUGCCCAUGACGGGUCCGUAUCUGCUGCCACAUCCUCUCUUCGCGGCCAGAACCAGCACGGGAGAAAGAAAAGCGCCGGUGUCGUAGGCUACCAGCAGUCCAUGACACAAUUCGCAGUCUCUAACAGUGGAUCAAGUCCUACGAAAAAGAAAAUUAAGGCUAAAAGGGGGAGUACCCUCCAUUUGUACGAUCCUGAAGAUGUGGCGGAACAUACCCCUUGCACAAUCGUGCAUAACUUCUUACCUCAAGACCUGGCCAACGAUCUCCUAAAAGAGCUCCUUAACGAGGCCGAGACAUUUGAAAAGCAGACUUUCAAGCUGUUUGACAAUGUUGUAUCAAGUCCUCACACGACUAGCUUUUUUGUCGAGAGUUACGACGAGAUACAGAGUCAAAAAACUGAAUAUCAUUACAACGGAGCCCGCUUAACUGAUGUCCGGAAAAUCACUCCAGGGCUUAUCAGAGCGAAGCCCCUUGUCCAAGAGGCAGUCAACAAAGAAGUCCAGCAUCGCAUUGCAACCCGGUAUCCUGGGGGUAAGAAGCUAAAAUACCAACCACCUCACCCUUGGGUCCCGAAUUCGGCAUUUGUCAACUGCUACAACGGGCCACAAGAGAGCGUUGGUUGGCAUUCAGACCAGCUAACGUAUCUGGGUCCCCGGGCGAUCAUAGGCUCCCUCUCUCUCGGCGUCGCACGCGAGUUCCGUGUCCGCCGCGUCGUGCCUAAAGACGAUGAGAAGUCGGCCGAGGAUCCUGAUGCCGAAGGCCAAAUAUCCAUCCAUCUGCCCCAUAACUCGCUAUUGGUGAUGCACGCCGAAAUGCAAGAGGAGUGGAAGCAUUCCGUGGCGCCGUCACUGUCCAUCGAUCCGCAUCCCAUCUCGGGAAACAAACGGAUCAACGUCACGUACCGCGAUUACCGGGCAAAUAUGCAUCCCCGGCACACGCCCAAGUGUCCCUGCAAGGUCCAGUGUAUCCUGCGGGUGGUCCAAAGGAAGAAGGAGAAUUUUGGAAAGUACUUUUGGAUGUGCUAUGCUGGCAACGUGCCUGGGAAGGCUGGAUGCAGCUUCUUCCAGUGGGCAGAAUUCGAUGAUGAUGGAAGGCCAAAGCCUUUUUCGAAACCCGCACAUUCAAGAUAG